AUGGCGUCCACUUCAAACUCUGCUCCUAGAGCUGCUGGUUCCACCUUUGCUACUGGUAUCACUGAUCUUCCUGCUGCAGCUCAAAGAUCUCAAGUUCUUUCGACAGUUUGCGCCCAUCAACUCGAAAGAUUCCUCACUGGUGCUAGAGCGCAGCCCCCAGCCACUGUUCCAGAUCCUACAGAUGCUUCAAGAUUCAUCCCUAAUCCAAAUCUUGCUGACUGGAUGCGCUUGGAUCAAUUCUUGAUGAGUUGGCUCUUCAACUCCAUCUCAGAAGCUAUAGUCUUGCAACUUCGUGGAAUGCUUCAGUCAACGAAGAAAGGUUCUACACCUGUGGAUGAAUACAUCCUAAAGAUGAGAUGUUUGGCUGACGCAUUAUAUGCUGCUAGUCAUGCAAUCAGCGAUGAUGAACUCAUAUUAUACAUUCUUGAGGGUCUUGGUAGUGAAUAUGAUUCUGCCAUAGUUGCUCUUACUACAAAACACGCUAUCACUCUCUUUGAGGUUCAAUUCUUGCUGCAAACACAAGAAAUGCGAAUUGAACAACAACACUCUAUUGCUGCCUUGGAUCUUCAAAAUCUAACAGCCAAUUACGCCUUUGCCUUAAAGAAAGCAAGUAGCUCCUCUACACCUUCUAACAACACUAAUCGUGGUCGAGGAUCCUCCAAUGGUGCACGAGGCAGAGGAGGACGUUCCAACCCUAACAAUCGUGGUGGCAAUCGUCCUAUAUGCCAAGUCUUUGGUAGAGCUGGCCACAUUUCUCUUAAGUGCUUCCAUCGAUUUGAUCUUAGCUAUCAAGGUGAGCCAAGCAAUAAUACACCAAAACCUGUUCCAGAUGACUCUCAGGCACUGCUUGCCUCAGCCUCCAUAGUGUUGGGUUUUAUGCCCUAA
Molecule: messenger RNA, 885 nt
Organism: Cannabis sativa
Lineage: Eukaryota; Viridiplantae; Streptophyta; Magnoliopsida; Rosales; Cannabaceae
Exons: 3
Coding region: 1-885 (294 amino acids)
Source: RefSeq, a predicted model, not a curated record